Molecule: messenger RNA, 1620 nt
Organism: Trichosurus vulpecula (common brushtail)
Lineage: Eukaryota; Metazoa; Chordata; Mammalia; Diprotodontia; Phalangeridae
Gene: TRAPPC2
Product: trafficking protein particle complex 2
Exons: 5
Coding region: 152-574 (140 amino acids)
Biological process (GO): endoplasmic reticulum to Golgi vesicle-mediated transport
Cellular component (GO): TRAPP complex; nucleus; cytoplasm
Source: RefSeq, a predicted model, not a curated record
AGUUCUCGCGAGAGCUAAGGCGUCGCGGAGCGCCGCGAGAACCACCGUUGUACGGGUUCUAGCCCGAGCCUGACUGUGCGAGUGAGGAAGGUGGCUGGUGCGGUCGGUGCAGGUGCCGCGUCCUGCCCACAGGACCUGUACAUUGGAGACAAUGUCUGGAAGCUUCUACUUUGUAAUUGUAGGCCAUCAUGAUAAUCCAGUUUUUGAAAUGGAAUUUUUACCAGCUGGAAAAGUGGAAUCUAAGGAUGAUCAUCGUCACCUGAACCAGUUCAUAGCUCAUGCAGCCCUUGACCUAGUAGAUGAAAAUAUGUGGCUGUCUAACAAUAUGUACCUGAAAACUGUGGACAAAUUCAAUGAGUGGUUUGUUUCUGCUUUUGUUACUGCAGGCCAUAUGAGAUUUAUUAUGCUUCAUGAUGUAAGACAAGAAGAUGGAAUAAAGAACUUCUUUAGUGAUGUCUAUGAUUUAUAUAUAAAGUUUGCAAUGAAUCCAUUUUAUGAACCAAAUUCACCCAUUCGAUCAAGUGCAUUUGACAGAAAAGUUCAAUUUCUUGGGAAGAAACACCUUCUAAGCUGAAUAUGGAAAACCUCUUAAAUAUGUGAUGUCAUAGUAUGCAUUGUAAGUAAGAGCCAGUCAAGUCUACUGUGUCUAGUCUUGGCUUUCUAAGCUUUUGUAAAUUAACCUCCUUUCUAAUUAGAAAGAUUGUAGGGCACCUUUUGUUGUCAUUUUUGCAGAUAAUCCAACCAAAAUAACUUAUAUUUUGAAAAAUACUGUCUUUAUAAAGCAUUGCAAGAUGAAGUGCCCUGACAAUUAUUUUGGCUUUAAAAGUUGUUUAGAAGAUUUUACUUUGACUAGUCUAUAUAUAUAUGUGUGUACACACACACACACACACACACACACAUAUAUAUGUGUAUAUAUAUAUAUAUAUAAAAUCUUAAUUAAAUCGUAAAUUAGGCAAAUGUCAUAUUUGGUUAACAGGUCUUAAACUGAAAUAUAAAAAUUGGCUCACAAUAAGAAAUAAAAUAUACAGCAUACAUGUGGAUUUUUUUAUUUAUAAAUAUAGGCAAUAUCCAUAGUGCUGAGAAAAGAUUUUUUGUUUGUCAAAUUUUGUACUAAGUAUUUAUCUGAGAGCAUCAAAUAUCAAAUCUGGCAAUAAUACCAAAAACCCAGAAACCUUACAGCAUGAAUAUAAGAUUCUACCUAUAAAUGAAAUGAUUUGAAGUGGUUGCUGAGACCAAAAGUUAAGUGUGUAAACAGCACACCUUAGCAUAAUCUUUUAUCAUUAUUAUGUAUUUGGAAUCUUGAGGAUGUUUUCUUUCCUUAGCAUUUCCUCUUUACUUUUGUAAAAGUAUUUAAGUUAUUUGCAUAUAUUAGCUUUCAAGAAUAACCUGAAUCAAAUUAAAGUUUGACAGUUUGAUAUUAAGCAUAUAGAGCAGAGUAUAACUAGGAAAGUUGCCUGGGGUGUUCGGCAUUGAAUAAAGUGUGGAAUUUUAUUCUAUAAAUUAUGUGUUAUGUUUAUAAACAGAUGACAUGUUCAUAGCCCAAUAGUUCCUGGAAAAAUUACAAAUGUCUAGAAAAGUAUUAUUGAAUUCGGUAUAAUAAAAGGGAACUUUUAUGUAACA